Otolemur garnettii (small-eared galago) is the source of this 2698-nucleotide messenger RNA. RefSeq names its product lipase A, lysosomal acid type (gene LIPA). Gene Ontology annotation, molecular function: sterol ester esterase activity. Gene Ontology annotation, biological process: sterol metabolic process. The record is from RefSeq and is a predicted model, not a curated record. The transcript has 10 exons. Gene Ontology annotation, cellular component: intracellular membrane-bounded organelle. Bases 1499 to 2698 code for a protein of 399 amino acids. NCBI's taxonomy places the organism in Eukaryota, Metazoa, Chordata, Mammalia, Primates, Galagidae.
GAGACCCCAAUGGCAACUAGGAUCCUCAAGACCACCGUCAAGGGUAACGUGGCCAAGGUGAAGUUGGUCCAGCACAUCCUGACUUGGAAAGCAGCAGCACUUGAUGGGGCUCAACUAAACUCCCCUGGCCUCCUGACACCAUCCUGCAAGGUAAGAAUCAUGAAGGGUUGGACCAUCCCACCAUAGUGAGGUAUUAAAUAUUUGCUGUGAUCGGUACUGAGGAAGCUUUCUGCUUCAUUAUGAAGUAUGCUACCAGAGCAGAAGCAUUUGAGCACCUAAUGGCUCACAGCAGUAGGAAAGAAAAAUAAGCCCAAAGAAAUUCUACCAAUAGUGUCUGCUGUAUAAGCUGUCACCCAGAGUGUAUUGUCCAUGAGACAUAAUGGCAGAAAAAGUGCUCUUGGAUGCUGACAUGAACAUCAGAUUUUGGCUGGAUACCUUCUAUGGCAAACCUCUUAUGCUGCCCUGGAAGUAUGACCUGGUGGCCAUGUGGAGUCUGCAGAGUCCUGUGACUUGUAAACUGGUAAAUGGAUCCUUUUGAUGGACAGAACUUCAAGGAGCUGUGUGAGUAAGUGCUGAGUAGUGUGAGUUCAUGUCCAUGGAGAGUGAAACUUACUCAAGAAAUUUCCUGGCAAGAGAGGGAUUUAGAGGACAUUGGGAAGGCUCCAUGGAUGGACGCGGGUCAGGAACAUGCAGAGCUCAAGCAGUAUGUGGAGGACUUCCUGGCUACAAGGACCCGGGGUAAGCUAAGUUCGAGGGAUUGGUGGGUUAGACACAGAAAGAGAUCCGGGCUCGCUGAUGAGCCAGAAGUACAAAAAAAUAAAGCAGUGGUCCCCUACCUGCUCCUGAUUUCUUAAGAGACUGGAGGCAGAGGCUACUCCAUCACUCCAACCCCCCACUUCAGCUGAUCUUACCGACAGUGGCACCUUCCCUAUCCCAAGUGACAGCACAUGGACUGUGCCAACCCCAGGUAGCAGAGUUGCUCCAGCCUUCUUCUCCCCCCCUCUGCUGCUACUCUGCCUUGCUCAGAGGAGCAACACAGAUCCCAAGGAGGGUUGGGAGACAGGGUGGAAAGCCAGUGGCACAGGCAAUGCUCCUGCCAGCCCCUAUCAAGCCUGUGGGAAAAGAAGGUUGCCUGGUCCCCUCCUGAACACAACCUCUGUGCCCACACAGAUCAGAGCAGGAACUGCAACUUUGGGAGAGCACUAACCUUCGCCAGACAUCCACCCAGAACAGCAAAGAUAGCUGAACCACCCAUGGUCUGGGGCCUCUGGGACUUUGGCUCCCCAACACGUCCCCAAUCUCCCCGACCCACACCUGCUCUCGGAAUCCAAGUCUGGGCCACACCCCAGCUAGGAAGUGCCAUUGCCCAGCAUAGACUCCCCUACAAGAACAUCCACGCAAGCACAGAGGCUGUGUGGACACAGACUGGGCACCAGCAGCUGUGUGGGGACAGUGGAACUGGAGCCAUGAGACAGACUGUUGGGCAGGGGACUUCAGAAUGAAAAUGCAGCUCUGGGGGUUGAUGGUCUAUUUGGUCCUUGGGACACUGCAUUUUGAGGGGUCCAGAGGAAAACGGGCAGCUGUGGAUCCUGAAGCAAACAUGAAUGUGAGUGAAAUUAUCUCUCACUGGGGGUUCCCUAGUGAGGAGCACCGAGUUGAGACAGAAGAUGGAUAUAUUCUGUGCCUUCACCGAAUACCUCAUGGGAGGAAGAACAAUUCUGACAAAGGUCCCAAACCAGCAGUCUAUCUGCAGCAUGGCUUGCUGGCAGAUUCCAGUAACUGGGUCACAAACCUUGCCAACAGCAGCCUGGGCUUCAUUCUUGCUGAUGCUGGUUUUGACGUGUGGAUGGGGAACAGCAGAGGAAACACCUGGUCUCGGAAUCACAAGAGCCUUCCAGUUUCUCAGGAUGAGUUCUGGGCUUUCAGUUAUGAUGAGAUGGCAAAAUAUGACCUACCAGCGUCGAUUAACUUCAUUCUGAAUAAAACCAGCCAAGAACAAGUGUAUUAUGUGGGUCAUUCUCAAGGCACCACAAUCGGUUUCAUAGCAUUUUCACAGAUGCCUGAACUGGCCAAAAAGAUUAAAGUGUUUUUUGCUCUGGCUCCUGUGGCUUCAGUGGCUUUCUGUACUAGCCCUCUAGCCAAAUUGGGACGAUUUCCGGAUCUUCUUGUUAAGGACUUAUUUGGGGACAAGGAUUUUCUUCCACAGAGUACAUUUUUGAAGUGGCUGGGGACCCACAUUUGCACUCAUGUCAUUCUGAAGGAGCUUUGUGGAAAUCUCUUUUUUCUUAUAUCCGGAUUUAAUGAGAGAAAUUUAAAUAUGUCCAGAGUGGAUGUAUAUACAACACACUGUCCUGCUGGAACUUCUGUGCAGAACAUGUUACACUGGGGCCAGACUGUUAGAUUUCAAAAGCUUCAAGCCUUUGACUGGGGAAGCACUGCCAAGAAUUAUUUUCAUUACAACCAGAGUUACCCGCCCACGUACAAUGUCAAAGACAUGCUGGUGCCAACCGCGGUCUGGAGUGGUGGUCAGGACUGGCUCGCCGACGUCAACGACGUCAACAUCUUGCUGACUCAGAUCACCAACUUGGUGUACCACAAGCGCAUUCCCGAGUGGGAGCAUCUUGACUUCAUCUGGGGCCUGGAUGCCCCUUGGCGAAUGUAUAAUGAAAUUAUCGAUCUAAUGAGGAAAUACCAGUGA